Cajanus cajan (pigeon pea) is the source of this 1100-nucleotide messenger RNA. Its product is annotated as transcription factor MYB24. Gene Ontology annotation, biological process: regulation of DNA-templated transcription. Gene Ontology annotation, cellular component: nucleus. NCBI's taxonomy places the organism in Eukaryota, Viridiplantae, Streptophyta, Magnoliopsida, Fabales, Fabaceae. The record is from RefSeq and is a predicted model, not a curated record. Gene Ontology annotation, molecular function: sequence-specific DNA binding; DNA-binding transcription factor activity.
AACAUUAAACACAAGACAGUACCAUCAAAAUUUGGAACACAAAGCCAACUUAGAAGAAACCUUUUUAUAUGUAUUGGGGAGUGAUGGCAGGGAACAUGGGGUGGGGUGUCAUAGAAGAAGAGAGUUGGAGGAAGGGUCCUUGGACUGCUGAGGAGGACAGAUUGCUCAUUCAAUAUGUCAGGUUGCAUGGUGAAGGCAGAUGGAACUCUGUUGCUACCCUUGCAGGGCUGAAGAGAAAUGGGAAGAGCUGCAGGUUGAGAUGGGUGAAUUACCUGAGACCAGACCUCAAGAAGGGUCAGAUAACACCACAAGAAGAGAGCAUAAUUCAAGAGCUGCAUGCUAGGUGGGGAAACAGGUGGUCAACAAUUGCAAGAAGCUUGCCAGGAAGAACUGAUAAUGAGAUUAAGAAUUAUUGGAGGACUCAUUUCAAGAAAAAGGCUAAAAGCCCCUCUGAUGCUGGUGAGAAGGCCAAAAUUCGUUCCUCAAGGAAGCAGCAAUUUCAACAGCAACAACUGCAGUUGAAGCAGCAGCAGGUUCAGCAACAGCAACAAGUGCAAUUCAACUUUGACAUGAAAGGGAUCAUAAAUUUGCUUGAGGAAAAUGACCAUAGAGUGCCAUCUAUAUCUCAAGAGACACAAGAAAUGGUUAACAUGUAUCCAAACACUACUUCAGAACAGCAGGGCUACUUGAACUCUAUGUUCAAUGUUGUCAAUUACAAUAAUGUCUCUGCACCAGAGUCCUCAGAUGAAGAAAUAUUUUGGGAUGAUGGGCUGUGGAAUUUGGACGAUGUUCUUUUCAAUUUCAAUGCUGCUAGUGCCACCAGCAAAGCCAGUUUAUACAAUUUAGCUGCUCCUUUCUGUUAAAGCUUUUGUUUAGCCUUGAAUUCUGGUAGGAAGAAUAGAAUAGUACUAGAAAUGUGAGUCACGGCUUGAUAAGGCUACAAAAUCCUGGAGCUUAUAGAGUUAGGAUUAAUUGUUUCAUAAAGUGUGGAGUUCAGGGUAGUGAGUCAUAUUCUGAAGGCGGGUUGUUGUAUAACCCGUUAAUAAAGUGUCUCAAUUUUGCUUAUAAACUCUGAAAUGUGCUUUCCUCUUUUGCUUUAA